AUGAGUGAUCUCAAAAACUAUGUUUGGAAAGCAUACCAAUACACUCCAUCAUCUGUUGCUGCUAUUGUUGCAUGUACCCUCUUCGGAAUCGCUACUGCCAUUUGCUUGGGCCAAAUGAUCAGAGCUCUCAUAAAGACUCUGAAUGACAGCCAUGACAAGAGACAAGUAUUGACGCAUAUUCCCUUUGUUAUGGGGGGCCUUUGUGAAGUCGUUGGCUACAUAGCCCGUAUUCUGUCCAGCAAAAAUCCCACAUCUUUAGGCCCUUUUAUUGUCCAAUCAAUUUUGCUAUUGGUUGCUCCCGCCUUGUUUGCAGCCACAAUUUACAUGACCUUAGGUCGUAUAAUCGGCGACUUGCGGUGUGACAACUUAUCAAUUAUUCCCUUGCGGUGGCUCACCAAAAUCUUUGUUAUGGGAGAUGUUGCGUCUUUUCUUUUGCAAGGCUCUGGUGGAGGACUCCAAGGUGGAGGCACUCUCAACUUGCUUCACUUGGGGGAAAAAAUGAUCAUUGUAGGCUUGUUCGUUCAAAUUGCAGUUUUCGGAUUUUUCAUCGUGGUGAUGUCAAUAUUUCAAUUCAGGGUCGUCAAAAAUCCUAGUGUCACUUCCAUGGAGACUAGACAUGUACCCUCUAGAUUUAGAAACUGGCAGACGAUCAUCAUUACUCUUUUAGCCUGCUCCUUGUUGAUCUUUAUAAGAUCUAUUGUGCGUGUUAUUGAGUACAUUCAAGGCAAUUCAGGUACUAUCAUCUCCCAUGAGAUAUACCUCUAUAUCUUCGAUGGACUCAUGAUGUUCUUGAACAUGGUGGUUUUCGUGCUGCAGGAUAUUGGAGCUUACUACGGCCAAUUCUCCUCUUACAUGAAACAGUAUAAGAAUUAUGAAUUCGAAUUACACACGAGGGAGGAAUUCUACAGUCCAAUUGUACCUUCAAGCCUCGGAAAUGUCGCGUUAUAUUCGAAGUCCGGGAGUUUAUCUUGA
Messenger RNA from Sungouiella intermedia, 972 nucleotides. The record is from the annotation of a GenBank genome assembly. NCBI's taxonomy places the organism in Eukaryota, Fungi, Ascomycota, Pichiomycetes, Serinales, Metschnikowiaceae.